AUGUCUCCGAAUCGCUCAAGAAAGCCGACAGAAGUUAAGGAGGUGAAAGACAACGGGGCCUUCUUCACAGCCCGGACAACACAAAGUAAGCUUACUGAUACAGGAGUUCAACAUGGAGCAGACGCUGAGACAGAAGGUGAUACAAUCUCAGAUACAGAUAUAGAUCCUAAGCUGCUCCUGCCCCUGCUCUUGCUCCUGCUAAAAAAGUAG
Molecule: messenger RNA, 210 nt
Organism: Pelobates cultripes (western spadefoot toad)
Lineage: Eukaryota; Metazoa; Chordata; Amphibia; Anura; Pelobatidae
Source: the annotation of a GenBank genome assembly